AGUCAUACAGCAAACAGGAUACUGACUGAGUUUGUACUUCUAAGCUCCUGCAGAAAAAGAUUUCGGAUUCUGGGGAAAUAUUUUACAUUAUUAUGAACAGAAGCAGAAUAAAAAGGUUCAUCCUGAGAUUCCUUACAAAGUAAUUUGAUCCUAUCUGCUGCAUUCACAGUUUCUUCAGUGAUGAGACAUUGCUGGGAAGUAUGGAUAAAAAUAUUGCAGAUCAGCUUAAUAAGGCCUAUGAAGCCUUCCGGCAAGCAUGCAUGGAUAGAGACUCGGCUGUGAAAGAGCUCAAGCAAAAGACAGACAGCUAUGAAAAGCAAAUAAGUGAACAAAAGGAAAAAAUCACAUUUCUAACAAACAUCACUGCAAAACUUAAAUCACAGUUGGCUGCCAAUAGAGACCAUCCUUCUGGCACCAAAGUCACUGUACCAGAAGAUAGCGAAACAAGAAGAAAUGGCACUUUACCAAAUUUAGAUUGUGAUCAGCUCCGUGAAAAGUUGAAGCUGGCAAUGCAGAGAGAGAAGCUUUUAAAGGAACAAUUGGAGAGUGAGAGUGUAAAAUUAAAACAAACCGAAGAUGAGAAUAAUUUAAAGGAAAAGAAAUUUGAAGCUAUUAUCACCAUCAAAGAAGAUGAAAUAAGACAUCUGAAAAAGCAGCUAAAAGAAAUAAAUGAAGCACAAAAUUUCAUGCAAGUUCCAAGAUAUGAAAAAGAGGCAAGGAAUGAAAAACCUUCUUCAUCUAGGCAGGAUUUAUCUCCAGGGCCCUUUGGUGCAGCUGUUUAUGAAAGGGAUGAACUGGAGAGUGUUUUCUGGAGCAUGAAGGAAGAAUUUUACCGCAUCCGCACAUUAGCAAAAUCACAGACAGACCAGCUGAGUAAAUUUAACAUACGAAGAGAACCUGCAACUGAAAUUCCAUUCUCCAAGCCGAUCCAGUGCACUGAUGAACAAGCAGAUGAUGUUUGCAGUCCUUGGGUGAAAAGGGGCAUAACCACGGACGUUCCACACUUCACAUCCAUCACAGUGAGAGAAAUUGGUCAAGAUGAAGAGGAAAACUCAGUGGAAUCGCUCUCAAAGCUGAAUGUGAAAUUCCCCCCUACAGAGAACGACACCACUUUCUUAGAGAGUACCACAGAUGCUCCUCCAAUCCCAUGUAUCCCAGGAGCUGAAGCCUUACUUCAGGUGAACAGGGACCUUGCAGACCAGGAUGUGAACUUCAGCGAGAUGAAAUGCAACUUGUUUGAGGAGCUUGGCCCUCACUCUGCCACUCCAGCAGUACAUAAUCCAGCAUCUACCAACAUAACCAAAGCCUCAGCCCAAGCGAAUGCACACGUCCAGACUCCAGUGGACAAAACUUCGUGUUUUAAAGUACCUUUUUUAUACAGCUAUGGAAACACAGCCUUCCCAAAACAAGAUGACGCUGAAAUGAACUUUCCUGCCUUAGAAACAAAUGAGGUAACCCCUGGAUCACCUCAACAGCCACACUGGAAACCAUAUCACUCUGAAGACAGUGACUUAUUGACAUUUGCUUCUGAAAACCCAGAACUCAAUCAGUCUGAAAUAUGUGAAUUCUGUCAGAAAGUUUUCCCACCAUCGCUUACAUCCAAGGAGGAUUUUUUGAGGCAUCUGAAUUCACACUUCAACUGAAGUCUUAGUGUCACUGGAGCACAGAUAAGUUUUAUUUAAAUCGAAACUUUAUAGUUACUGUACUUGGUUUCAGUACAUAUAGUCAUAUCAGAAGGGAAGGCUACAUUUAGAACAGAAUUGAUCCGGAUCCAUAUGGCUCACUUUUGUAUGAUUAAAGCCAAUUUUUAAGGCGUAAAAGGAGACAGUGUGGAAACCUCACUCCCCUCCAUGUGUUCUUUUCAAAAACUUGGUUGCGGUCAAAGAAUCUGGAGCUUGUGGACAUCCUGUAUGAAAAGAAGAACUCUGUGAACUCUUCAUUGAUUCAAAAGUGGAGUUGGUAACUAGAACUAUUGUGCAUCUGACUUUGAACAUUUUUUAUACUUUUGUAGCCUUUGAUUGUAACAUAACAUUAUUAAUUACUUGUGGGGGACCAAGUCCUAUUUAUUUUGGUAUCCAGCUUCAAUAAUGUAUGGAUUGUGAUAUAGGCCACAGAUUAAGCACUUAACUGAAAUCUUGUUCUUUGUGGAGUUCAACGUGUUGAAAUUCAUUUCCCAGUGUUGGAUCAUUUAGAAAUAGUAGGAGAGGAGAAUUCCAGGAGCACAUUCACCAUGGCUGUCACUAACAGAUGACCUGAUACCACAGAUAAAGACAUUUAAGCAUGGGGUGGAUGCAUGGAAUAUGCAUUACCUAUGGCCCACAUAAUUCAGGGGAAUUAUGGACAUAACUUUGUAGUUGGCUGUCUCUAGUUUUAGCAUUAGUGUGUGUGUCUUCAAGUCACAUGUCAACUUAGAGUGAACCAAGGAACAUUCAGAGGUGGUUUUGCCAGUUCCUUUCUUUGAAAUAUAGCAUACAAAUAUGUAGUUUUCACACAUGAACAUAAUCUUGUUUAAAUAAUAUUUCUACCAUAGUAAAACUAGUACUAGGAGUAUGCAUUCCGAAAAACUAAAAUCUAGAUGCUAUUAUUCAAGGCCAGUGUAUAAUAUCUAGAUUGAACUGUGAUGUUAUGUUCACUCUCUAUUAAAUUUGCACAACUCAUAAACAUUUUCUCUUUCCUCUCUUUUACUCUCCUACUUCCCACUCUUGCAAAAAAAAAAAAACAGUUAUCAGGAGAAGCAUAGAGAGUAAGCAUCCUGCCCUGUAAUUUGUGUAUUGCUGUGCAUUUGUGGCAUUUGUCAGGCUAUGCUGAUAAUUGCAAAGAACUGUAUGAUCUGCUGUUCAUCAUUUUAAGUUCAAAAUGCAGGGCAGUCUGUACACAGAGAGUCUGUUUCUGGAUUUCCCUCUCUUGGUCAGAGAGAUCUCCACUGUUCAACAUAUUUAAUAAAUACAUUGCUGAGUAUCAGGAUAGUAGCAUGACUAUGCAAUUAAAAAAACGAAAGUCCGUAGGUCAAUAGCAGAGCUCAUUUUUGCUUGGAGAAGCUUCAGUCCCUGCUAUUUUAAGUCAACAUUGGAGAGCUACUGCCAGUGAGUGUAAACUCACUAAGGUGGGCCAAUGGCCUGAUUCAUUGUGAGACAGUUUAUUGUUCUUAUACCAUCACAGUGGUUCACUAUGGUUUGUUUCCAGCCCCACCCUCCUGUGGAUACUAAAAUCGGUGGAGGCUCAAGUUCCAUUAUAUACAAUGGCAUAGUAAAAUGGCAUCCAUUAUAUAAAAUGGUGAACCACUCAAAUCCAUGAUGUUGACAUCCUGAAGAUCUGUGACAUGGUGGGGAGGUUACAGCAGGAUAUGCCUACACAUCAGCAUAAUGUUCAACAUGCAACAAAAUUAAGAUUUGUUUUUUUUUUUUGGGGGGGGGGGGUCUCCAAAUUUAUCUUUUCAAGUCACAAAUUGAUUGAAUUGUGGGUGCAGAACCUGUGGAUAUGGUUUUUUGCUUGCUCUCCCAACAUGAGGGAAGUUGAUGCAAUGUCAUUUUAAUGUUUUAGUAAGUCUGCUUGCCCUCCUCCCACCUAUAUCUUUACUGGUGCUGAAUCUUCCUUCAGCUUUAACCUGUGCAGAGAAGGAUGGAAACCUGUGCUGAUGACAGCCCCUGUAAUUCAAGAAGGAAAGAAGUGUUUCAGUUUUGGACUACUAAACAAAAAAAGAAGGAUAUAACAACCUCCUGGAAUGUCAGCAAUUGAAGGCCCCCAUCUAGGCAUAGUUGUGGACUACUGGCGAAAGAGCCAUAGCAUAAAAGAGACAACGUGUUUUGCAUCAAGUUCAGUUUCCAACAAGAAACAAGGAAGUCGGUUGCCUGAAACCUUUAGCGUGCUGGCUAGACCUGUCUACAUUACAAGUCCAAUUAAGAUAAGAACAUUCAAUUAGUCUUAAGGAGCAACUGGUGGUCCUGGAUGCAGAUGAUAUACAGUAGAGUCCCACUUAUCCAACAUAAACGGACCAGCAGAACGUUGGAUAAGCCAAAAGGUUGGAUAAUAAGGAAAGAUUAAGGAAAUGCCUAUUAAACAUCAAAUUAUGUUAUGAUUUUACAAAUUAAGCACCAAAACAUCAUGUUUUACAACAAAAAGCAGUUCAAUACAUAGUAAUGUUAUGUAGUAAUUACUGUAUUUACGAAUUUAGAACCAAAACAUUGCAAUGUAUUGAAAACAUUGACUACAAAACACUGACUACUAAAAGGCAGAUUGCGUUGGAUAAUACAGAACGUUUGUAUAAGCGAGACUCUUGUACAUAACAAGAUACAAGCAGCCACUGUGGUAGGUAUGGUAUUAACAUCAUAAGACUACACAAGCAUUUAGCUUUAUUGGAGUUUGGGAGUAUGGUUUUAUAUACACAUAUAUAAAAAUCUUGUAUUUUUUAAAAAACUCCAGCAUAAUUAAGAUACAUUUUCAGUACUGAAAGGUUUUGCAGUCUUCCAGUUUUUCCUGGCACACCAGAUUGUCGUAUUUUGAAGACAAUUUUGCAACAUGGAUAAGCUUGAUGUUUCAUUCUACUGUUUUUAUUUGAGAUACAAUAAUUGUACAGUAAUGAGUUAUAAUUAAUUGUCUCUAUAUGCUGUUAAUUUCUUCACUUUCUCAAAAUGUCUGCUAUUACACGAAAUGCCCAUUUUACAAGUCAUAAAGGGCAGAGGAGGGAUGCCUUGCAUAAUGUUUAACUCAUUUGGCUAUACGCACACACGUCUCUCUACAACUUUGGUUACAACCUCUCAUCUGUCUUUGACAAGCUGUUAACUGCUCUCCACUAAAAUAAAUGGUUCUGUGCAGGGUUUUGUCUCUGGUGUGACCCAGAAUGUGUGUUUUGUUUUUCUGUAAUGAAACCACCAUGCAAAGCUUUUACAAAUGCAUAUAUACCAUUAGAGGGUCUUAGGUUUAUUUCCAAAUUAGAAGUGCUUUGGAAAAAGAAGAACCUGUAUUUCUUAAAAAUAGUCCCUGUGAUCCUGAAAUUCUUAGGUGUGAUGUAUGAUAGCAAUAUAAUAAAUAAAAAUAUGCUUUUUUAAAAAAA
Molecule: messenger RNA, 5050 nt
Organism: Anolis carolinensis (green anole)
Lineage: Eukaryota; Metazoa; Chordata; Lepidosauria; Squamata; Anolidae
Gene: tank
Product: TRAF family member associated NFKB activator
Exons: 9
Coding region: 201-1643 (480 amino acids)
Biological process (GO): canonical NF-kappaB signal transduction
Source: RefSeq, a predicted model, not a curated record